AUAUAAGUUCUCGUAACGGAAAAUUCGACGUUAUUAACCGUUUGGCAACCCUCUUAACCGGUACGCUGAACGUCGACUGACAUUAAUUUAUUAAUUUAUUUCUACGCUAGUUCAAGAAAACUACUUCAAAAUGCGUGAGUGCAUCUCAGUACACGUUGGCCAAGCCGGUGUUCAAAUCGGUAAUGCCUGCUGGGAGCUCUAUUGCCUGGAGCACGGCAUCCAGCCUGAUGGUCAGAUGCCCACUGACAAGACAAUUGGCGGUGGAGAUGACUCGUUCAACACCUUCUUCAGCGAGACCGGCGCCGGCAAGCACGUGCCCCGUGCCGUGUUUGUCGACUUGGAACCUACUGUAGUAGACGAGGUUCGCACAGGCACUUAUAGGCAGUUGUUUCAUCCAGAACAGCUUAUCACUGGUAAGGAAGACGCUGCCAAUAACUAUGCCCGUGGACAUUACACAAUCGGCAAGGAAAUUGUUGACCUAGUCCUCGACCGCAUCCGAAAGCUCGCUGACCAGUGCACCGGGCUCCAGGGCUUCCUAAUCUUCCACUCCUUCGGAGGUGGUACCGGUUCCGGUUUCACCUCCCUGCUCAUGGAGCGUCUCUCAGUGGACUACGGAAAGAAGUCCAAGCUUGAGUUCGCUAUCUACCCGGCCCCGCAGGUCUCUACCGCUGUCGUCGAACCGUACAACUCCAUCCUCACCACCCACACCACCUUGGAGCACUCCGACUGCGCGUUCAUGGUCGACAAUGAGGCCAUCUACGACAUCUGCAGACGCAACCUCGACAUUGAACGCCCAACCUACACCAACUUGAACAGACUGAUUGGCCAAAUCGUAUCCUCGAUCACCGCCUCCCUGCGUUUCGACGGCGCACUCAACGUCGAUCUAACAGAGUUCCAGACCAACUUGGUGCCCUACCCCCGUAUCCACUUCCCCUUGGUGACCUACGCGCCCGUCAUCUCCGCCGAGAAGGCGUACCAUGAACAACUCUCCGUCGCCGAGAUCACUAACGCUUGCUUCGAGCCCGCCAACCAGAUGGUGAAAUGCGACCCGCGUCACGGCAAAUACAUGGCCUGCUGCAUGUUGUACCGUGGAGACGUCGUGCCCAAGGACGUUAACGCCGCCAUCGCCACCAUCAAGACCAAGCGUACCAUCCAGUUCGUGGACUGGUGUCCCACCGGUUUCAAGGUCGGCAUCAACUACCAGCCCCCAACCGUGGUGCCCGGCGGCGAUCUCGCCAAGGUGCAGCGCGCCGUGUGCAUGUUGUCCAACACCACGGCCAUCGCCGAGGCCUGGGCUCGUCUUGACCACAAGUUCGAUCUGAUGUACGCCAAGCGCGCCUUCGUGCACUGGUACGUCGGUGAGGGUAUGGAGGAGGGUGAGUUCUCAGAGGCUCGCGAGGACUUGGCCGCCCUCGAGAAGGACUACGAAGAAGUCGGCAUGGACUCCGCUGAGGGUGAAGGCGAGGGUGCUGAAGAAUAUUAAGUUAAAAGUUCAAAGCAUUCCGCACUCAAUUCAAUGAGAAAUAAAUACUAAAUGUGAUGUA
Messenger RNA from Colias croceus (clouded yellow), 1544 nucleotides. It is a transcript of the gene Tua1, whose product is annotated as tubulin alpha chain. Gene Ontology annotation, biological process: mitotic cell cycle; microtubule cytoskeleton organization. Bases 131 to 1483 code for a protein of 450 amino acids. The transcript is spliced from 3 exons. Gene Ontology annotation, molecular function: GTP binding; structural constituent of cytoskeleton. Gene Ontology annotation, cellular component: microtubule; cytoplasm. NCBI's taxonomy places the organism in Eukaryota, Metazoa, Arthropoda, Insecta, Lepidoptera, Pieridae. The record is from RefSeq and is a predicted model, not a curated record.